Molecule: messenger RNA, 8375 nt
Organism: Monodelphis domestica (gray short-tailed opossum)
Lineage: Eukaryota; Metazoa; Chordata; Mammalia; Didelphimorphia; Didelphidae
Gene: RLIM
Product: ring finger protein, LIM domain interacting
Biological process (GO): ubiquitin-dependent protein catabolic process; protein ubiquitination; random inactivation of X chromosome
Cellular component (GO): nucleus
Molecular function (GO): ubiquitin protein ligase activity
Source: RefSeq, a predicted model, not a curated record
GGCGUUGGCGCUUGAACCCCGGGGACCUUGGCCUUGGCCGCGCUUCGCCGGAGGACGUACCCCCCCCUCCCCCAUUCCCUCAUGCUUGGGAGCUCUCGGGCUGUAACCCCCGCCCGUCUCUCCGGGCCGGGGCCGGGAACCUUCUCUCGCGGCGCCGGGGGCGAGGGUGGGGGGGAGGGCCGGCCUCGGUUCCUGGGAGUUUGGGGAAGUGGGAAUCGAAACCAGACCGUCUGGUACUGGAAAAUCCUGACUUGUCCAUGGCUCUAGGCUCGUUUCAUUCUCCGGGGCCCGUUUUGCGCCGCCUUCCCCUCCCCCCUCCCUGCCCCUCCCCCCAGAGGAUUUUUUUUUUUCCUAGGGGCACCCACUGAGAGCCUGCCCUGGAACCCCUAUUCCCAGCCGCGGGGAACGUUGUUUGGUUUUUUUGGGGGGUGGGGUGGGGAGUCGGAUUAGGGCCAUUUUAGUUUUUAAUUUUUGCCAAAUUAAAAGUAGUGAGGCUUUAGACACUGAGGCUUUUACGCAGGCCUUGUUGCUAGCCAGCUGCGCUCUCUAUCACGUCACAAUCCCCGUUUAUUGGUCAGCCCGCCGGUUGCCUAUAAGACUCCCUCUCCCGGUUUCCCUGCUGCUGAUUUAAUUUUCAAGAUGGAGGAGGCAGCAGCAACAUUUCUUCUCUAAAGCUUUCCUCCGGCUUUUUGGGAUUACUGAAAAAAGCAAAGAAACGAUGAAAGUAUUAACAGUGAUCCAGUGAGUGAUGAAAGAAACACGAAGAUUUGGAGCUUGGAGGAAAGAGAAGCAAAGUGCAUCGAGCGUUGUGGCAAGUGAAUGAUGCUUAGGUUACCUUGACCUCUUAUUUCCAAAGGUAAUUUUUCCAUUCAUUCAUCAAAAUGGAAAACUCAGAUUCUAAUGAUAAAGGCAGUAUCGAUCCAUCUGAAGCUCAACGCCGGCGUCAGCUGGAUCGGUUGGAUCGAGAAGAGGCAUUCUACCAUUUUGUAAAUAAUCUGAGUGAAGACGAUUAUAGGCUUAUGAGGGAUAACAAUUUGCUAGGAACACCAGGUGAGAUUACGGAAGAAGAAUUAAUAAGACGACUUCAUCAGAUUAAAGAAGGUCCCCCACAACAAAACAGUGAUGACAACAGAGAAUCAGCUGACGAUGUCUCUAACAGCGAUUCCAUCAUUGACUGGCUUAAUUCAGUCCGACAGACUGGAAAUACAACAAGAAGUGGACAGAGAGGAAAUCAGUCUUGGAGAGCAGUGAGCCGGACUAAUCCAAAUAGUGGUGACUUUAGAUUCAGUUUGGAAAUAAAUGUGAACCGUAAUGGGACCCCAAAUUCAGAGAAUGAAAACGAUCCAUCUGCAGAGCCUUCCAUCGGGGAAGAUACCGAAAAUAGUAGUAACCCAAGUGACAUUGAAACACCAAGAGCUGAGUCUCCAUUUAUCAGGCCACAUGGAUCUGAAAGAAGUAUCCUUGAGGAAUUAACCGAAGAAGCUCCUCUUCCCAGAGGUCAGAGAAGGGCCCGAAGCAGGAGUCCAGAGCAACGGAGGAUCCGAGCUAGAACCGAUAGAAGUAGGUCACCUUUGAUUUCAGUAACUGAGAUUCCCCGAAGAGCCCAUCAUAAUAUCACAUCUCAGACUUUCGAACAUUCUGUGGUAAAUGAGGCUGAGGGGAGUUCUAGAACAAGGCAACAUGUGACAUUGAGACAACAUAUGAUGGGAAGUGAACUGGCCAAUGAGAAUGCAAUUUCAUUUUCAGCUUCUGAGAUGAGAAACAUCCCUCAGGCAUCAGGUUCAUCGGAGACCAGUGGGAGUAAUGAAAGUCUAGCUCCUGGUCAGAGACCUCCAACCAUAGUUCUGGAUCUUCAAGUGAGAAGAGUUCGUCCAGGGGAAUAUAGGCAGAGAGACAGUAUAGCUAGUAGGACUCGGUCAAGAUCUCAGUCAACAAAUAACACCGUCACUUAUGAAAGUGAACGUGGAGGGUUCAGGCGUACAUUUUCAAGAUCAGAAAGAGCAGGAGUAAGAACUUAUGUCAGCACUAUCAGAAUACCUAUUCGUAGAAUCUUAAAUACGGGAUUAAGUGAGACUACUUCAGUUGCAAUUCAGACAAUGUUGAGACAGAUAAUGACUGGUUUUGGUGAAUUAAGCUACUUCAUGUACAGCGAUAGUGACACAGAGUCCGGUGGUCCAUCUUUAAGUCCAACCCUUGACGAUCCAGAUCUUCAAAACCCAGGACUGGGUAGUAGCGGUAUUGGUACAUCUGGCGUUAGUGCCAGUACUAGCACUGGUGGAGGAGGUGCCAGUAGCAGUAGCAGUAGCAGCUCUAGCAUUGAAAGUUUAGAAACCAACUCUGAGUUAUACGAUGGUAGCAACGAAGGAAGCUCAUCGGGCAUUAGACGGGAAAGUCGGAAUAGGGAUAGGGAUAGAGAUAGAAAUUCGGUCACAUUUGAAGAAAGUGGCUCUUUGCCCUUCCUUAGUCUGGCUCAGUUUUUCCUCUUGAAUGAGGAGGAUGAUGACCAACCAAGAGGACUCACCAAAGAACAGAUUGACAACCUGGCCAUGCGAAAUUUUGGUGAGAGUGAUGCACUGAAAACCUGUAGUGUUUGCAUUACCGAGUACACCGAAGGCAACAAGCUUCGAAAACUGCCUUGUUCUCAUGAGUACCAUGUUCACUGCAUCGACCGUUGGUUAUCUGAAAAUUCCACUUGCCCCAUUUGUCGGAGAGCAGUCUUAACCUCUGGAAACAGAGAAAGUGUUGUCUAAAUGCGAUCUGGACUUUCAGCUCUACAGCUAAGCUGUUUUUAGUGAUGGGCAAAAGCGAAAACAGAUGCCACUUGCUUUAUGACCACCUUUUGAGUGGUGUUUAAGUGUAAUAUCCAGGAGUGCAUCUUUGCUUCCAAUAAAAUGUUCUCCCUUUCCCAACUCCUAUUCUCAAAUAAAAGCCAAUUACUUUAAACAGCAACAUUUUAGGGCCCGGAAAUCUGACUUUGAAUAUCAAUAAGUAUCUUGUUUUAUUGAACAUAAUUUUAUCCAUAAGUAUUUUUGGUUUCUCUUAAUUAUUUUAAAAACAAUGUCUUAGUGAUGGUUCCUCUCAGCUUCAUUUGGAUCUCAAAAGAUCCAGCCCCAUCCCAUCUAGGAGAGAGCUGUGUGAAGUAGAAGCCCAGGUUGGAAUUAGAUUUCAUGUGGAUUUCUUUUUUGACAUUCAAGCUCCACCAAUCUCCAGCCAUUAGUUUUUAAAUUCACCAAAAUCAAUAAUAUAAUUUGUUAUAAUUACAGAUUAGAUGGGCAUGUCAGUGUAAAUAACACUAAAGGUAGGGUCUUCUAAUUGUAUAGCUGUCUCCUAAGCCAAUCACUGGCACACACUGUAGAGUGAGCUACGAUAGUUUAAUUGGGAUAUUUAUCUUGUCGUGGAAAUCAUAAAAAUGCCUAUGCUUGUUUAAAUAAAAAAUCACUUUGGGGAGGGGGGUUAAAAAUGUAAGGCUUUUUUUUGUAGAGCUCAAUACUCUCUUUUCCAGUACAGUGUUGUAUUAAUUGAAAAUUCAAAAGCACUAUGCUUAGAUGUAAAAAAAUGACUUUUCAAAUGAGGGCCAUUAUCUGUAGAAACACACAGUGAUACAAUGCUGUAUUUGUGACAUAUGAUUGUCCAAGAACAGCUUAUCUAGAAUUAUUCCUUUAUGUGAACAGCUACAGCUACCUUGGAAUGCUGGACAAAGUUCAGAACUCAGUCCUAUAAUUGCAUUCAAGACCAAUAUAGAACAUUUAACUAUGAUGUUUGAAGCUUCAGCAGAAAGGAGAUGGGUAGGUUGGGGUAGGACAGGGGGGCAGUAGAAGGAGAGAGCUCCAGAGAGCUUUACUUGAACUUGCUGUCAGGUGUAGUAAUUCCGAUGUGCCAGUUUUACAUGGAGAGGUGGACACAGGCUUAAUGCUAUUUAGUCCAUUUGAGUAGAUGAAAGCGCUGUGUUGAAUCUUCAGCGAUUUUGAUCAAGUUUUUGUUUUCCAAACCCCACAGGGACAGAGCUGAGAUUUUCCCAACCUCUGUUAACAGGCUAAUCUGCCCCCAGAAUGAUAGUGGAGGGUGCAAGACUUUAAAAGCAUUUUCGCAGAAUUCUAGCUGCUUUACAGAUAGGUGCUCUGAAUUGGAAGAGCCUUAAGGUUUUGUCAUUUCAAGGUUUGUCCGGGCUCAGUCUUCCUUAGUCCGUUGAUUGAAAAUAUGCCAUCUUACAUUUCUUUGAAAAGUUAAGUGCUGCUCCCUGACCCCCCAAGUUCAUUGAAAGUAUUAGUGAUGUUGGGCUUCGUGUGCUAUUCUUUCCUAUAGUUGAAGUUGUUGCUCUUCCUGUUCUCCUUCCUCCACCUAUUAGUAGUAGAACCCAGGCAUACGUUUUACUUGUUUCCUUGGUAGUGGGGGAAGGGUUUGUGAUGAUGCCACUUGUGACCAAUAGAUACUCUUGAGAUCUCUGCCUUGGGGGUAGGCAAUGGAGCUUAUGGAACAGGAUUUUUGUUUUUGUUUUUUGAAGCAGAGCAAACUGGCCCAAUUGGGGGGUUGAGCCCAUGUCCUUGGCCUUGCUUAAGCAGCACUUCUGACCAACUUGGGCUGAGGAUAUUCAGAUGGACUUCAGUGUAAAUGACUGAGUCUGCUUUGGACAUUAUCUGGGUACCUUAACCAGCAUUAGCCUGGCAGUUAACCAAGAAUUUGUGCUGCUCUUGCAAUGAAGGUCCAAAAAAUCCAAACAAAGCCUCAUUAAAAAAAAAAAAGAGCAAGCAGAGGUCACUUUCAUGCUGCAUCCAUAAUGAAGUUUAUCUUUUAAAAAGUGAAAUUGGAUGUUGAAGAUCCAGAAUUCCAUUCCCUGCUGGAGCACAGCCUUUCUCUUCUGAGGAGGGUGUGCAAGCCCCUCUGCAUAUCCACAGGGGUGGCUUUCUGAUUGGCUAGAAAUAAUUUCCUCUGUGCGGAACAUUCCAUUGCAUGGGGAGGAAGUGGGAAAUGCUUAGCUUCAGAUGGCUUUGAGACCAUUGCAGCACAAUUUAGGCAUAGAAGCAGCUUUUAUUGAGGACAGGACACCUCUAGCCAUCUUCCUUUUACCUUCUAUGAUGUAUUCAUUUAGCAAGUAUUAAAGAAGCGGGUCAUCCAGAAUAGUAACACUAAUGAACAUGGAUGUGGGAGCUGUUCUCCAUAGGCACUGGAAACAGUUUGAGUUAUUUUGCGGUAGAAUGCACACGAUGCUUCUAACAUGCAUGUUGGAGGCACAUUUAUUUUUCAGAAGCACUCAUUACUCUUCCAUUGGAUUGUGAAGUGGGGUUUACUACUUAAUUAUAAAUACUUUAUUUUUUAACUUUACAAAAUUUGUAACUUAUGUAUCUUCCUGGGAAUAUAGAUAUUGACUCUUUUAAGCCCUGAUCAUUAGCAGGGGUCAGAUGUACAGGGGAGAGCAAAAAUUUAUAUAUAUUUUCCCAGCUAACAGCUGAAAUGUCUAUUGUUUUGAGGGCCUGUUCUCUUUUUAAGAGACUAUGCUGUUCAUUAUGCAUCUCUCGUUUUAGUUCAUUGCAUAACAGUUCUCUUUAGUCUGUAUGCAAUAACAAGACAGAGGCAGCAUUAUUUAGUGGGGAGAGAGCUGGCUUGGGGGCCAGAAGCCCUGGGUUCCAGUCCUCCUGCCACAUACACACUGUGACCCUGGGCAGUUCACUUAACUUAACCUCUCAGUGCCUGGGGCAACUCCCUGACUGUUACUGAGUGGCAGUUCUGUAGAGGAAGAGAAUAGAGAGGGAGUUUCUGUGCUGGAAGCUUCCUAUGCCAAUGGAAUCAUCAGAGGUCUGGGCCCCAAACCCAACAAAUAAGCACCCCAAGAAAUAAGAUGAGAUUUAACUCUUUUCAGUUUAGGGAAAUAAUAAAAACCAGAACGAAUUUUCUGGACUAUUUGAGUUUUCAAGAAUUAAAAAUGUUAUUGAAGGGUUUUUGUUUUGACUAAUCGAGAAAAGCAACAGAGAUUUGCUAGUGUUAGGUUCUAAAAGUGCAAGCUUUCUCAGUAACACUUAACAAUGAAGCACUUUGAGUAACUGGUCAGAAAAGUAUGCCUCCCUCCAUGUCAAUGGGGUCCUGGAAGGUUUGCUUGGUUGGAGGGAGAUAGAGUGGUCUUGUUAGGUUUUAGAGUUUCAUUUGAUUUAUUGCUAGUUUUCAUUUGUCUGCUUUUCAGAUGUUGACCUUCAUCUGACUCUUAAGAUUAGAAACUGGUUGGGUAUUGGCAUUACUUCAAGCAAUUUUUCUCUUAUUGUCCCUCCUAACCCCCCCACCCCCAGUGGCCCCCCAAUCCUUUUGGUGCUUAGCGUCAAGAUGUUUUGAAAUUAUUCUUGAUCGGAAUAUUGUUUGUUUCUCAAAUAGCGAUGGCUUGAGAAAGCUAUCUGCAAUCUUAGAUCCCUUUCUGCCAGGGAAGGAGGGUAAAGAACAUCAGAGAGCUAUUGCUCCCUCGCCACGGUCAGUUCCUGCAUUGAACUGGCUUACAGUGACACCUUGUGGCCAUUUUAACCCUCUACAACAGGGCGGAUUUUCAGUUUCAAAAGUAAAGAUGCUGGGUCUUUCUGCCUUAAGGGGGAAACAAACGGAAAAAGCUGUCAAGGGGUUUCCCCUGACAUGAUUUUCCUGUCAAAAGUCGUUAAUUUUUAAGUUUAAAGAAGCCAAAAUAUGUCUGGCAUACCUCCUGGCAUAGACCUAUACUGAUGACCACUUUGUGUCAUCUCCUUAAAUGUACAAAUACAAGGCACUUAUUUUUAAGGUAUAAAUGCAUUCAUUUCAGUAUUUUUUUUUGGUAAAUAAUACAGUGCUGUUAUCUACCUGGUUACUUUUAGAUUAAAGGGUAUACUUUUGAUCUGGGGGGAGGGGGGCCUUUGGGACAAUAAGACAACCAGUGAUAUGCUGUUUGGAAAGAUAAAAGCUUGAUGUGUGCAACCCUUUUUGGACUCUUAUAAUCCUAAGUUGAUGUUGGUCUGUGGCCUGCCCUUCCUUUAACUUUCCAGUUUGGAAAUCAAGGGCCCUUGGCUUCACUGAAACUCUUUUCCUAGUGAGAUCUCCCAGAGCGAGUCAUUUGCACCAUUUUCUUUAGGCGAGAGCAUCCAACACUUUCUGGAGUUUGGGUUUGGCCCUCUGGGGCACGCAGCGCGGUCCCACGAAGGUGAUGUUGCAACUCAGAAGGCAUCCUUUUCCUUGAACCUUUUAAAUUAGUCUCUUGUCUUUCUGUAGGCACCAAAAUCGAAUGUCUGAGGUCUGUUCCCAAAUACAGUAGCAGUGAGGAUUUGUUUUUUGUUCUGAAAACAACUUUCAGAAAGCACACCCAUAGGUUGCAUUAUAGCUACCUGGGUUGAGAGAAAUGUGUGUGUGUGUGUGUGUGUAUGUGUGUGUACACACGCACACACAUACACACCCACCUCUAUAUAUAUAUAUACACACAUACACAUAUAUACAUACAUAUAUAUAUAUAUAUACACAUAUACAUAUAUAUUUGAAUGAGAUGCCGAGGUGGUUAACAAUCCUAUUAUGCCACACUGUGCCUUGGUAUUUUCAAGGCUCCUCUAGCAGUCCCUGUCUUGUACACUGACUGCAGUACCUGCCAAGGUUUGGCUGCAGCAGUUCCCCAGCCUUCGUUCUAAAUAGUUAGCACUCCUUUACUAACACCCUUGUACUGCUAUGCUUAGGUGUGGGCACCUGCAGAGCCCUGGGAUUUUCUUGCCUAUUUGCUCCUGUGUUCUGGUGCUGCUUUAGGGAGUUAGGGUCAAGUCAUGCCAUUGAGUGUCUAGUCCAGUAGGUGUGCAGUUGGCUUCUGUAUCUGCCUGUUUUCUCCUGGGAACAUGCUGCUAUGGGUAGAUGUUUACUCAGGUCUGUGGCACAAACCUGGUAACUUUCUGAAGCCCAUGAGAACCUGGGGAAGGGGUUGGGAGAGGAAGAGCAACGAAUAUUGGCUUUGUGUCUGCGGACACAAGGCUUAGAAAGGCUUAUAGUGCAAAGACUAACCCGUGCUUGUCAUCCCACGGCUUCCUGACCCGCAGGAGAGGCUUUCCCUUUCAUUCCAGAAACAGAAUGGAGCUCAGAACGAAUUUUCUUUGGCUGCCUUGCUUUCUCUGGUUUCUUGUUUUUCCUUCAUUUUGACCUGAACUCGACACUCUCCUCCAGCAGACCUUUCAGUUGGGAAGUCCUGUGUUUAAAUGAGAUUGUAUUGCAUUUCCUUUUUUUGUACAAUGUUUGAAAAUCUGUUAAAAAUGAACUUGUUUAUUUCAAAGCAAAACCCUGAAGGGCCAUAUUAAAACAGUUUAUUCUUGAUAGUUCUCUUUUGGGAGGAGUUUAUUUCCAAUGUAAAUGUCAUACUGCAAAGUUAAAUUAUAGUCUAUCAAUAAAAUGCAUGAAGUGGU